UGAUCAUCUGAUAUCAGUUCAACUGAGGAUAUCAUUACGUGCGGUUGAAUAUUUUCUCUGGAAACAACGAAAAGAACGAAAUCGAAUUUUGCUAUUGAUGCAAAAUGUUCAGUUUUCACAAACCUAAAAUCUACAGGAGCAUCAAUGGAUGUUGUAUAUGUAGGGCAAAGUCCUCUAGCUCACGGUUCACUGACAGUAAGAGGUACGAAUGUGAAUUUGAAAAGUGCUUCAGGAUAAACGAAAAAAGAGCUGGAGAAAUUUGCAAUGCUUGUGUUUUGUUGGUUAAACGUUGGAAAAAACUACCAGCUGGGACUAGUCGUCAUUGGCAUCAUGUUGUUGAUGCUAGGGCUGGACCAGGAAUCAAAUCAACGCUCAAGAUAAAAAGCAAAAGUCCAACAAACAACAAAUACAAGUCUCCACUGAAAACCAAAAAGUCCUAUGCCAUUCCAAGUCCCCGGGGCUAUUUUGAUGAUUUAUCAGUGAAUGAAGAUAGUUGUGACAAGGAUGUGUUUGGAGGGAGUGAUAGUGACGAUUCAGACAUAGAUGAAAGUACAGCCCACAUGGAUCGACCAUCAAAGCACAAGCGCAAACAGAGUGAUCCUAGAAUCAGCUCAUUCCUAGAUCUCAGCUACUGGAAAAAAACUCAGGUGUGUUGUGGAACUAUAUUCAAAGGACUGAAUGGGGAAGUGUUGGUGGAUCCCCAGUUGUUACAGCCCUGUCUUAGCUGCCGCAAAGACGUCCAGACUCCCAGCUCAAAGAUCCACCGUUCUCAGUCUACUGAUGAGACUGAGAGUAACUCCAGUAGUAACAGUGGGUAUGGAGAUGGAGACUCCGAGUUCUUGGACACAAAUUGUGUUGAUACAGACAGUUUACCUGACAGCGGAACCGCUACUACAAUACCUCUAUCCUCAUUUCCAUGUACAGACACAGCUCUCAGUGCAUUUCCCACGCCACCACCUCUAGCCAUGGAGUGCUAGUUCAAAAUAUCAUCUCAACGUUUCAUUAUGAAAAAAACAAACCAGUUCUCAUCAGAAAAGAGACAUUAUUCCCACAAUUCCUUUAUUUAUUUGAAUCAAUGUGUUGUGAGCUCUGCCAAACUUGCAAUACCCAAUACAAUUUGCCCAGGAAUUUAUACCUUUCUUCCAUACAAGUGACAUUAACUACUGUGUACUUCAGAUGUAGCUUGUGAGUGGGCCUACAUCUACAAAGUUCAGUGUAAUUAUUUAUAUCUUGCCAAGGUAAGAUUCAAGUGCUAUAAAUAGCAGAUCUGCAUUAACACAGGUGUAUGACUGUAUUACACACCAACUGUAAAGUCUAGUCAGGACUUGGUAGUGAGAGAAAACAACUCUCUCAUGUGAAGCCAAGUCCAAAAAUACAAAGAUUUUUUUAUGUUCUUUUUUUUCCCCAAACAAUGUCUUCUCCGUUAUUUUAUAUAAAACAUGUAAUAGGAAAAAAAAGAAAAGAACUAUUCAAUUGAUCUCUGAAAAGUUAAUCUCAAAUUUGUGUUUUGGGAGAACCAGUUAAUCUGAUUUUGUGUUUUGGGAGAUUAUUUAUGUGGAACACUUGAAGGCAGUAAUAAGCACACCUGCUGAAGCUGAUGAGAGCUAGGAACACUAAAGUGGUAUGCAACAGAGAGAGAGAGCGUGGGAGAGAGAAAAUAAAAAUAUAUAUUUACACUGCUACUGUAGCAGCAGCAGAGGACAGCACACCAGCUACAGAUAAGACUAGUGGGUCUCUGUUACUGCUCAUCCCUUGGGGAUGGUUAGUGGUAUCACAUGUGUCCUGUAGUGGGACUAUAGGGCCCUGUACAGGGCAUGAUGGGUUGGUGCAUCAUUUCUCGGCUGUGUAUAGAGUGCAGGACUCCACAACAGACCAACAACACUUGCACAAGUUCUUACAUCAAAACUUGAGGUCCCUGAAAAACCCCAUGCUUUCUCAUCAAAUUAAAAGCCUAGAGGGUUUGGAUGUUGGAGAAAAGAUAUCUGUUGGCCUUUCAUGAUUUACUGAGUGAGGGUUGUGUAGUUUGGAGGACGUGACCAAAACAUGUGAUUUAUACAUGAGGACUGUGUCACUCUAAAACUAUUCAGCUGUCCUGCUUCACUGAUACAUACGCACAAAAAAUAAUAGAAUUCUGUAUUGAGUCUAGCCAUGUCCCUGUGUGUUGGCCUUAUCCUGUAAACAUAGCAGUGUAGAAUCGUCUCCUACUGAGUCUUCCAACACAUUUACAUACUUAUCACUAACAUUUCCUGACUGCAACUGCCUGAAAAUCAUGCAGUUGAUGUAAACACAAUGCAAGAUAUUUUUAUUUAUUUACAUAUCUUUUAUUUUUGAAAAAAAAGCUGUGUUAUGGUCCCCUCGCAGACAAAAUACACUCCUCCUAGGAUAAAAUCUGCUCAAAUUGCUCAUUCAAUUUGAGGAAAGAUAUUCCAUUUGUUAAUAUCUGAAAUUGAAAACAAAAAAUUUAAUUUUUUUAAUCAGUUCUCCAGAUCUGUUUUGAAUCAGGGAAGAAUUUAUUUAUAGAAGUUAUAUUAAAGUUGUUGGUUUGUUGAAAAUUAUAGGAUGUUUGUGCACUGUUUUCAUUUCGUGUAUUAGCACACAUGUUCAUAUCCCCCAAAAAGUUGGAAUAUAUUUUGAUGUAAAGCCAGGUAAUGCUCUUUAGACCUCUACAUGCCCCAUUAAUGUUGAACAGUAAUUCUUUGGUGGCUAAUAGGGACUUAAGGGUUGGUUUGAUGUUAAAAUGAGUUAUUGUAAUGUCUUAAAAUUUGUUUUUCAAGUGAAAAGGAAAUAUUGAACAUUCAGUGCUUGCAAGAAAUUCUGCUUAAUUGAUUAUAGAUUGCUACCUCAGACAUGUGCAAUAUUCUCUGCAUGCGCAUGCGUCAACCAAAGAAUUCAAAUUCACAUAUUUCAGUGUUAAUAUUCCUCUACAAUGGACUGGAUCAUUAUUCUGUAUGUACAAGAAGCCAUAUCAUGCCAUUUUCUGUCAUUUCAAAGAAAGCUUGCCAGAUUGAUCAGGAACGAUGCACCUGUUGUAGUGUUUUCUUAAUUAGAAAUUUUAACAGAAACAGUUUUGAUCAGUGAUGUAGUAUAAAUUUGUACAAAUUUGAUGAGCUUUGUUCUCUGAUAAAUGAAAGGUGGAUGAUGCUUUGAAAAUAAACUUGAAAUGUGAAGCUGCUGUUUGUGCAAAGGGAAGGUUUAGGUCUGAUAAGAAAGCCUGCUCCUUGUGAGGGUGAAGAGGGGGAUGGUGUUUACAGGGUUCAUCAUGUGAUCCUUUACUGGCAAAGAAAGGGGAGUUUGUACAUGUAUAUAUAUAUGUCAGAGAUUUAAUGGUUCUCGGUUGCAACUCUGAUGUGACCUAGUUCUUGGGCCAGGUUUUGAUAUGGAUCAAAUCUGCAGACUUUCUUUUUUCAAAGUAAGCUUAUCAUAUUUCACUAGACUCCAUUAGAUGAGGCCGUUACCUUCUCUGAACCUAUCUGGAUUUUGUUUCACUUCAGGCCUGACAUUCCUAAUUGAAGAAUUGUCAUGCAUAAUUUAAGCUUUGGUUUUAGAAAAUGGAAAAACUCUUUUGCAAUGAGGCAGGGAUUGAAGAAAUUGUAUAUACAAAAAAAGGGGGGGGGGGGGGGAUCAAUCUAACAAAAUGAUAUUUCAAGUACUAUUCUUUAAACAUAAACUUGUCAGAUUUAAAAGCACUAUUUUUAUACAUUUAAAUGUGGUGGUUAUUGAGAGGUUGGGAUCAGCCUGUGCCUGACCUAGUUCUGUGUUACUGGGUUAUUAUCACAAUGGGUGGAUCACAGUGUCUCUGAUGGUCUGUGACCAUCACAAUACAGCUCCCUACUGACAAUGUCUUCUCCACUCCCACUGCACAUUCCCAGUCCUUAGAUUUGUUCUGCUUCUAGAAGUGAUAGCCUACUACACAUCUGUUCAUCUUCUUCCACUAAAGGACAUUAUUCAGGAUAGAAACUUAUUUACUGUGCUUACUACAUCUGAAUAGUUUUGACAAGACAUGUCCCAGGAUUUUGCAUAAUAGAAUUUCUUUCUUCUUGAUUUCUCAUCAUCAUAAUUUAAUUUUGUUUUCUGUACAAAUGGUAUAGUUAAGAUAGGGUGCUUUUAAGGGUUAUGCAAGAAACUUGGUGUAGUCAAGUUAGGGUGCUUUCGAUGGUAAUGCAAGCUUUUGAACUUGUGUGUACCUAAUGCUUUGUCAUUCCCAAUAUCACCUGCAACUUCAACAUUUUUUUUUACCAAAAAUAUUUUAUUUUAUGAUUAAUAUGGUCAGUGUGAAUUCUGUAGCAAUUAAUUGUAUGUUGUGCUAGAUAAUGUUCAAUAAUUGGUCAAUUUGUACUUUUUGCAAGGUUCACACUCUAAAUUUGUUCCAGUAUAUAUUCAUGCAACACCACUAGUAGUGUAUGAUAGAUAUAUAUCACAUGGUGUUAUACUGUCAAGUUCAGACUCAUCCAUGCUUUAUAAA
Molecule: messenger RNA, 4462 nt
Organism: Pecten maximus
Lineage: Eukaryota; Metazoa; Mollusca; Bivalvia; Pectinida; Pectinidae
Product: SIN3-HDAC complex-associated factor-like
Exons: 5
Coding region: 105-977 (290 amino acids)
Biological process (GO): negative regulation of cell migration
Source: RefSeq, a predicted model, not a curated record